UUUUUUUGUAUAAAACAAAGGCCUUUUGGCAGCGUCAAUAAACAAAUAUUAUUAUUGAUCAUUCACCAACAACAAACCCUUACUAUCAUCUAAACACUCAACAGCAAAUUAUCACUAUCAUUAGCAACAUCAAAAUGGUUUCAUCUAUUUCAUCCGCUUCGUCCUCUUCUCUCGAGUCUCUGGCCAAGAAGGAGCGCAAGAACAACAGCACGCAGUCCAAGCCCAAGCAGGUAGUUGACAACAUCGUUCACAAGGUGAAGCACGCCUUUGGCAAGGAGGAAGCCACCGAAGAAAACCGCCAAACUCCCGGCGCGUGGAACACCGCAGGUAACAAUGUCCCGUACACUGGCGCCAAUGUCGCGCACCACAACAAGGGCCCAGGCACUGGUGUCGCUGGAGUUGCCGGAGCCGCUGCUGGUGGGUACAAGGCUGCCGCUGAUCCUCGCAACCCGGGCGCGCACACUGCCCACCAGGGCGAUUACAAGGCGGCACACAAUGUCUGUGGCAAUGACAUUACCGGCCAGCACGACGGUGUAAUGCCCAACAUCGCCAGGGCUACUGGCACCAAUGACCACCAUAUUGGCGGCGCACACAACACUGGUGCAUUUGGCACCAAUGACCACAACCGUGCUCAACCUGCCGCAGACACUGCUGGGGGAGCUUUUGGCACCAACGACUACACACGCGCCAAUGUUCCCCCAAACGUCACUGGGCCCGUCGGUGCCAGCGACCACCAUAAUAGAGACUACAGCCCAGCUGGCCACAACUUGUAUGACACUGGCAUUGCCGCUCACAGCUCGAAUGACCGCCACGGUGGUGCUGUAGCCAACGCGGCCGGCAAUGUCGCCGCCAAGGUCGGUGAGGCCAAGCACGCAGUUAACAAAGCAAUGGGCCACGACCAGUCGCAUGAUUUGCAGCAGCCCCAAUACGAGUUUGGAACCGUCCAAAAUCGGACUGGUGUUCAGCAGCAGCCCUCGCUGCAGCAGCAGAUGGGAUUGGGCAAGCAAGACCCAGCUUUUGGGAACACCACGCUGAACAAUGAGCAUAGCAUUGGAAACACCAGACGCACUGAUGCCUACGGCGAGUCAAGCUUUUAAUUUGUAAUUUUUAG
This is a messenger RNA of Kickxella alabastrina, 1111 nucleotides long. RefSeq lists its product as uncharacterized. The coding region runs from base 135 to 1097 and encodes 320 amino acids. The transcript is spliced from 2 exons. NCBI's taxonomy places the organism in Eukaryota, Fungi, Kickxellomycota, Kickxellomycetes, Kickxellales, Kickxellaceae. The record is from RefSeq and is a predicted model, not a curated record.